Messenger RNA from Tinamus guttatus (white-throated tinamou), 1296 nucleotides. The record is from RefSeq and is a predicted model, not a curated record. NCBI's taxonomy places the organism in Eukaryota, Metazoa, Chordata, Aves, Tinamiformes, Tinamidae.
AUGAAGCUCCCGUGGGACAUCAACGCCCCGCAGCUGCCGCAGGAGCCCAAGCACUUCGACAGCUUCCAGGAAUGGCCCGACGGCUACGUGCGCCUCGUGUACCCGCGCGAGGAGAAGAGCGCACAGCGGCCCCUCAGCGGCUGGGCCAUGCGCAACACUGUUAUUUUACCCAUACUGACAGAGAAAGCCUGUCCAAACUGCAAUGCGGCCCUGGAGCUGAUUCCUUGCCGAGGACACAGUGGCUACCCGGUCACCAACUUCUGGAGGCUUGAAGGCAAAGCAAUAUUUUUCCAGGCAAAAGGAGUGCAUGACCACCCCAGGCCAGAGAGCAAAUUGGAGGCAGAGGCAAGAAGAAGUUCAAUUAAGAAGCACGUGUUGUCUUCUCACCAUUCCCAGAAAAAGAGACAUCUAAAUGCAGAGGUGGGAAGAUGCCAUGACAGCAGUGGUUAUAUUGGUAACGUGCAGAAUCUGUCCUGCCUGGAAGGCUCAGACAGGGCUGGUAUCGUUGCUGAUACCAGUUUUCCAGGUCCAGCUCAGUCUUAUCCCUCCCUGCAAAGUGCUGAUCUCUACAAAGCUUCUUGUGACUCAACCAGCUUCCAAGAGGACCAGCUGUCACCGUACCAGAAGUGUCCUAACCCAAGGAUCUAUGUGCCUCGGCCCUGCAGCUAUGAGUUUGGAGUUCCUGCCUUCAUAAACUCCAGCUCUUACCCAACGUUUUACAAAGACGUGACCAGCACUGCUGUUGACGCUGACCCCAUGAGCCUGAACGGAUCACAGUGUCCUUCUGCGACUGUUCAAGAUAAGAGCUUCGAUAACGCUGGUAGGCAUCAUGGACUGAAGCCAGUCUGGGGGAAGGUUGGUGGUGGAGACAGGAGUGACUAUGGACAGGUCCAAGCCAACACCAAUCCUUACUACAGCGGGGAAUAUCCCUGCAGGUACAGCAACAGCACCUCUCCCCUCGCACCGCCGUUACAAACUGUCAUCACCACCACCACCAAAGUGUCCUAUCAAGCCUACAAGCCUGUGGUGAAAUACAGUGACAACCUCUGCGAUGUGAAAAACCUUCAGAGCUAUACCCAUGUGGCAGAAAAUGUCUCGGGCACUAUCUAUUCAGGGAUGAAGAUACAGGAAGACUUUGGGAUGAUAAAGUCAGCGUUGCUUUACCAGCAUGAUCCAGUUCCUACAAAACCCGAGCCAGGGGAGAUCAUGGAGAGCUAUCGGUAUGGACAACUGCCAGUGAACAGCUAUGUGGAGAAUGAAGGGCAGCCCUUAAGGUUUGAGAGUGGUGCAUAUUGA